Molecule: messenger RNA, 1224 nt
Organism: Aureobasidium subglaciale EXF-2481
Lineage: Eukaryota; Fungi; Ascomycota; Dothideomycetes; Dothideales; Saccotheciaceae
Exons: 1
Coding region: 1-1224 (407 amino acids)
Source: RefSeq, a predicted model, not a curated record
AUGUUCAGCCGCACAGUCGGCGCGCUCGCCGCCCUGUCCAUCGGCGCAAACGCCAUCCUUUUACCUCCCGGUAUCAGCAAGAUCUCCGACUCGCGUUCCGGCGCCCUAGGAUUUGCUCUCGACCCCAAAUCUCAGGCCAUCAAGGUACACUGUUCUGGAUGUGCCUUCCCUUCGCCCCAGCAGGAGUCUGUUCAGGAGAAGGGAGAUGAUGACAUUGUCUGGAUUCAAGGCGGCUCUAAGGAUGUUCUUUUCAACUUCACCGUCGACGACAACAACAAGGACCUUCUGUUGAAUGGAGUCAAGGUCUACCCCGUCGACACCUUCGUCUUCGAUGAGCCUACCGUUGGUCAGGUUCACUCGUCAGCCUCUCUGCUUGACAUCAAGAACAAUCCAGAACAGGUCACACCUCUUCGCGUCUCAUCGGCCGGCAUGCAGGUUCAUAAGGAGACCGUCUCUUCGCUCAAUGACAUGCUUGUCACCAUCAACUACCAGAUCGCCGCACUUGAGUCGCAGUCCAUGGCUGUCGACGGCGUUGAUAUCAAGCUCCUCGAAGGUGCUGAUGCUUCGUUGAUGAUUAUCUCGGUCGACGCCGCUCCCAACAAGAACAUCGUUGACGGCAUCUUCCCCCCCGGUGCCGCUUCCAAGGAAUGUGCUAUGCUUCCUGCUGCUCUCUGCAAGUGGAAGUCGGUCGUUGAAGACAAGAUCUCUGGCUUCAAGCCCAGCAUGCCCCAUUCCCUAGGUGGCUGUGGUGGUGGCCGUAGACCUCCUCACAGACUGCCAGGUCACAUCAGACCUCACUUCGAUAAGCCCGCUGACGGCGAGGCUCGUCCCGAUCGCCACCAUCCCCACGGCCCUGGAGCCCACCCUCACCCCCACCCUCACCAUGGUCCUCAUGGCAUGCAUCAUGGCAGCCACCAUUUCAGACACCACCACAUCUUCCCUGCCUUCGUGCGCGCCUUUGUGGCAGUCUUGAUCCCAGUCAUGGCCGGUGUAACCAUGGGCAUGUUCGUCAGCUUGAUCGGUAUGCUCGUUGGUCGCCUGAUCUCAUUCUUGUGGAUCAAGUUUGGUCGCGGAGGUCAGCGUGGCUACGCCAAUGUCGCCCAAUCCGAGCAAGACACUGAGGAUGCUGAGAAGGGCGUCGCUGUUGUUGAAGAAAACAUUGAUGAGGAGCCUCUGCCCAAGUAUGAGGAUGCUCCUGCAUACGAUGAAAAGGCUCGCGAGUAG